This is a messenger RNA of Trematomus bernacchii (emerald rockcod), 3950 nucleotides long. RefSeq names its product ectonucleotide pyrophosphatase/phosphodiesterase 1 (gene enpp1). Gene Ontology annotation, molecular function: phosphodiesterase I activity; metal ion binding; nucleic acid binding. The transcript has 23 exons. Bases 100 to 2535 code for a protein of 811 amino acids. Gene Ontology annotation, cellular component: cell surface. The record is from RefSeq and is a predicted model, not a curated record. Lineage: Eukaryota; Metazoa; Chordata; Actinopteri; Perciformes; Nototheniidae. Gene Ontology annotation, biological process: nucleoside triphosphate catabolic process; ATP metabolic process; negative regulation of fat cell differentiation.
AGAAACAAGGCGGUGCUCGUGCUCCACUUGAGGAGAGAGGGGUCAUAUCCCACAAAGCAGCAGCAUUACCUCCUCCACCAGGGUGAAGCUCUGCCCGCCAUGUACACUGCAGUUUGCGCGAUCAGCAGCAUGGAGGUAACCAAAAGAGAGGACCGCUCCGCCGAGCAUGCUGUCUCUUUGACUGGGGCACCAGAGCUGGAGAGUCAAGGGAGAAACAAUGAACGGAGAAGGAAGAGGAAUUACCACUGUAAAGUUAUUACUGGGGUUCUGCUGCUGUGCUUACUGGUGGUCAUCCUGGCCGUGGCGUUGUCUCUGAGGAAGAGCAGUGAUGCCAAAGCUGAAGGUGAGCUCUGGCUGUUCACCCCCCUGGAAGGAGACAUCCAAGAGCCAAAGUGUCCCCCUGGCUUCUCCCGGCCUCCUCUCAUCCUGGUGUCCUUGGACGGUUUCAGGGCAGAGUACCUGAAAGACCACGGCAGCCACCUUCCUGUCAUCAACAAGUUACGAAACAGCGGGACAACACCUCCCUACAUGAGGCCUGUUUAUCCCACAAAGACCUUCCCCAACCACUACAGCAUUGUGACUGGUCUUUAUCCCGAGUCCCAUGGGAUAGUGGACAACAAGAUGUACGAUAUGAAACUAGAUGCUUUCUUCAGCUUGAAAACUGACGAGAAACUCAACCCAAAAUGGUACCAAGGAGAGCCAGUCUGGAUCACUGCCAUGCGUCAGAAGUUAAAAGCAGGAACCUUCUUCUGGCCUGGCUCAGAUGUACAAAUAAAUGGCACCUACCCAAACUUGUACAAGUCCUAUGAUAAGAGCAUUACAUUCGAGCAGAGAGUGUCAACACUGUUUGAAUGGCUCAGUUUACCUGAAGGGGACAGACCUGACUUCUACACUUUGUAUCUGGAGGAGCCUGACUCGGCUGGACAUCGAUACGGACCAGGGAGCAGCGAGGUUGUUCAGGCCUUGAAAAAUGUGGACAGGAUUGUGGGGCUGAUGAUGGACGGCCUGACACAGAAAAACCUGCACCACUGUGCCAACAUUAUAAUCGUAUCAGACCACGGAAUGGAGGAGGCUUCGUGUGAUAAGGCAUUCUAUGUGUCAAACUACCAAGACAAUACAGAGGACUUUUCUGUCAUCCAAGGCCCUGCUGCUCGCAUCAGACCCACCCGCCUGCCAGAGGAUUACCUUAUCUUCGACUAUGAGGGCGUGAUGAAGAACUUGUCGUGCAGGACCGAUGACCAGCCAAUGAGGCCCUUCCUCAAAGAAAACCUCCCCAAGAGGAUGCACUUUGCCAAAAACGAUCGCAUCGAGAGAGGACACCUCUACAUGGAGCAGGGGUGGCAGGCUGCGCUUAAUCGCAAGGAGCUGAAGUAUUGCACUGGUGGAUUCCACGGCUCAGACAACAUCUUCACCAACAUGCAGGCGAUCUUCAUUGGCUACGGUCCAGGAUUCAAAGAAAACACUGUUGUGCCCCCCUUUGAAAACAUUGAGUUGUAUAACCUCAUGUGUGACCUCCUGGGUAUUCGUCCCUCUCCGAACAACGGGACUCACGGCAGCCUGAACCACCUUCUGAAGCAUCCCGCCCACCAGCUGGUCCACCCAGCGCAGCUCUCACACGACACCCCCUGUGAGACCUCUGACCCCGCCCCCACCGACCUGCAGUGCUCCUGCGCGUCCCAGGACAAGGCCGCGGAGACGGACCUCAACAGAAAUCUCAUAGCAACUAAUUCCAGUGUUAAAGCCAUCUUACGCCACCUCCACCAUCCCUUUGGCAUCCCCAGUGUCGUCCAAUCAGGCGCCAGCUUUUGUCUCCUCCACCAAUCCAACUACCUCAGUGGAUACAGCAGAGACCGCCUCAUGCCCCUGUGGGUGUCGUACACCCUCGAGCCUCUGACCACAGUCCGACCCCUGAGCCCAGAGUUCGAGGAGUGUGUUCGUGCUGACGUCCGCACCCCCCCGGCCGCCAGCCAGCUGUGUCUGCGCUACAGAAACGACCCAAGCCUGUCCUUCGGCCUGCUGCAUCCCCCCAAUCUGGGUGCCAACGGAGCAGAGACAGACUCUCUAAUCACGAGCAACAUGGCACCAAUGUUCCCUGCAUUCAAAGAUGUUUGGACCCAUGUCCAUGAUGUCCUGCUUCCAAAAUAUUCCAAAGAGCUGAACGGAGUCAACGUCAUGAGCGGGCCGAUAUUUGAUGAAGACUACGAUGGAAACGUUGAUGCACUCAAAGCCAUCUCAGGGAAUGAGGCUCCCGUCCCGACACAUUUCUUCGUGAUCCUGACCAGCUGCAGGAACUCGACCUUCAGGCCCGUUGGCUGCAAGGGUCCUCUGAGGGUCAAGUCCUUCAUCCUGCCCCACAGACCUGACCACACGGAGAGCUGCGCUAGCGGGUCAGACUUGUCGUGGGUGGAGGAUUGGCUGCAGUUUCACACGGCGAGAGUCCGAGACAUCGAGAUGCUGGCCGGACUCAGCUUCUACCACGACAGGAUAUCAGUGGAGGAGACGCUUCAGCUGAAAACGUUGCUACAGACUGCUUAAAAUCUGAUACUUUAUCAAAAUUAAGAUUGAAUUUCCAAAGGAAGCCAUAUUGGUCUGCACAACAGGCCUCAGUCCACAUGGACACACAGUUAACGGGUGCACUCGUUUUCUGUGUUAAAACCAAAUUGAUCUGACUUAAGCUCCAUCCAGGUUUUUUUUCAUAUGUUUGAUUUCAAUGUAAACAUUUCAGAUAAAUCCAUGUGUGGAAAAUGUGUAUUUGUUUUUGAUAAUGUUUUUAUAAAAUGAACCAAAAAGCUCUGAACCAAAGACGUCGUCACAUCUGCUGAGUGGCUCCAAAGUAUUGCCUCGUAUGGGAACAAAAUAAAAGGGAAAUGUUUAUUGAUGAAAGAAGAAUUUAUUUAUAGAACACUUGCUUUUAUUGGCAGAGGCUCUUCAGGAAACACACGACAAUCUGGAAAUUAUUUAUGUCUGCUUCCACACAUCUGGAGAGCUGCCUGCAGACAGAAAACAACAAACAUGAAAACUUAAGAAAGAAGUUUUACUGUUAAAAGAAAACUACAUAUUUUACCUGCCAGAUGUUGCCAUUGUUUGUUCAUGCUUGUUAUUUUUCUAUUUUCUUCAUACUUCAUACAUACAUUGCUGUUUUUUGUGUGUGUGUGUGUGUGUGUGUGUGUGUGUGUGUGUGUGUGUGUGUGUGUGUGUGUGUGUGUGUGUGUGUGUGUGUGUGUGUGUGUGUGUGUGUGUGUAUUGAUGGAUAAUGAGACACAUUUCCCCAUUUUGUUUGUCUUUGUGGUUAAUUUACAUAUUUUUUAAGCUAUUUUUGCCUUUGUAGUAGUUUUCAAAUCAUCUUUGUGUAGCUAUUUAUGUUUUUCUGUUCAUGUUGUGUCUUCAUUGCAAUGCUGUGUCUCUUUGAUAUAGUUUUGCAUCUCUUCAUUGCCUCUUUAUUGUUGUUUUGCGUCUCUAUACUUUGCAUCUCCUGAUCAUUUGUACUUUCGAAUCAUUUCCGUUUUGGUAAACCAUAACUGUCGGAUGUGGCUGUUGGUUGAGAAACUUUAGCUGAACUCAGUAUUUAGUUUACGCUGGACAUGAGAAGCUUUCUGUGCCCUGUCGUCCCAGUCACUAUUUUGAUUUGUGUACACAAAAACAGAAUGAGAAAACUUGAAUUUACUGUGUGUGUGUGUGUGUGUGUGUGUGUGUGUGUGUGUGUGUGUGUGUGUGUGUGUGUGUGUGUGUGUGUGUGUGUGUGUGUGUGUGUGUGUGUGUGUGUGUGUGUGUGUGUGUGGCUGAAAUAAUUUCUUUGGAUCAACACACUUAGUCUUAAAUUUACUGUCUGGAAGUUAAAGUUUAUUAAAAAAAGAAGGAAGGUUCAACAGAUUUUUCCAUCAUCUAUAGCAGCUUUUUUUUGUGACUACAGUCAAAUACGCCGUUUCAAAUAAAAACUCUUCUACACUGAA